Messenger RNA from Durio zibethinus, 3177 nucleotides. Its product is annotated as protein OCTOPUS-like. The record is from RefSeq and is a predicted model, not a curated record. NCBI's taxonomy places the organism in Eukaryota, Viridiplantae, Streptophyta, Magnoliopsida, Malvales, Malvaceae.
CUCUGCAGCACCAGCCCCAGCGCCACCAAAGCCACCGUCUAUCCACCUGCCACCGCCACCCCAACCACCACACCUGUUACUGGGUUCUGCGCAUCAUGUCUCCGGGAACGCCUCGCUGGCAUCCAAAAUAGCUCUCCCACCACAACCCCCCCUCCCUCUACUUGCUCGACCUCCCAGCUCUGCCGCUCCAAAUCCUGUUCCGGUGGCCCUAACCCAUCCUCCUCCUCUGCCGCCUCCGAGCCCCGACGUAAAUCUUGUGACGUAAGGGCUCGCAAUACCCUACACGAUCUUUUCGCCAUUGAUGACAAAAUAAAAACCCUCAAUCUCAACCACCGUCCGUCAAAAGUUGAAGCUUUUCAAGGCUUUGAAGAAGAAGAAGUAGAAGGAGAGUUGAAAACGAUGAAGGAAUUCAUAGAUCUCGAUUGGGGUAGCAAAAAAGCUUCAGGGAAAUCUUUAUGGGAAGCAGCUUCGGUUUUUAGCAAGAAAUUGAGGAAAUGGAGAAAAAAACAGAGCGCAAAGAAGGAGAAAAAUGAGGGUUUGGUUCUUGAGAAGGCAAACAGAAGGGGAUUAAGAGAGACUCAGUCAGAGAUCGGGGAAUAUGGGUUGUUUGGGAGAAGAUCUUGUGAUACUGAUCCAAGAUUAUCAGUUGAUAUUGGUGGUUUAUCCUUUGAUGAUUCAAGGUUUUCCUUUGAUGAGCCAAGGGCUUCUUGGGACGGUUAUUUGAUCGGGAAACAGAAAUCAAAGGUUAACGAGGAAGGAAAUGUUGGGGAAGAGAGAUUGAGUGUUGUAAAAGAGGAAGAAAAGAGUAGCCCUGGUGGGUCAGCUCAAACGAGAGAUUAUUAUGCGGAUUCUUUGACUAGAAGGAGAAGAAGCUUUGAUCGGUCAGCUUCAAAUAGGAAGAUAAGUUUGGGGGAAGCUGAGGAAGUUAAAUCUUCGAUUUCGAAUGCUAAAGUGUCUCCUGAGACUGUUGGGUUGUUUCAUGGGGCGAAACUAUUGGUUACCGAGAAGGAAUUGAGAGAUUCCAAUUGGUAUUCUAAUGUGGAAUCUGGUUCUAAGGAUGUUGAGUUUGUUGCUUCUGGGGUUGGUCAAAAAGGGUUUAAUUUGAAGAAAGCAAGGGGGUGGCAAAAUGUUUGGAGUAUCUGGGGUUUGAUGCAGAGGCGAAAAAAGAGUGAAUUUGGAGAUGAGGAGAGGAACAUUGAAGGAGACAUGGGUGAUGGGAGGCUAGCAGAGUCGUUGCAGAAGCUUAGGAGGGUGGCAAAUGGAGAUGAAGAUAGAGGUAUUAGAGGAAAUGUAGGUGAAGGAACACUGGCGGAGUCAUUGCUGAAAUUGAGGAGGUUGGCUAAUGGAGAUGAAGGUAAAAGUAUACGAGGAAAUGUGGCUGAUGGAACACUAGCAGAGUCUUUGCACAAGUUAAGAAGGGUGGCCAAUGGAGAUUCAAAUGGGAGUGUUGUAAGCCAGAAGCUUAUGCGGAGUUAUAGUGUUAGUGCUCGGAAUUCGGUAGAUGGAUCAUCCUUUUAUGGAAUGAGCGUGACUGAGUCCAAAGGUGAUGGUGAGAAGAGAAGGGAUAAUUUUAUGAUGCAGCAGAAUAGGAGUGUCAGGUAUUCUCCUAACAACCUUGAUAAUGGGCUAUUGCGGUUCUACUUGACGCCAUUGAGGAGUUAUAGGAGAAUCAAAUCUGGAAGAAACAGGCUAAGCAACUCAAACUCUAUAGGUGGGAGUGUACUGUAAUGGCGCUUAGAUUUGUUAUGAGCAUGAUAUAAUGUUGUAAAAACGUGUAUGAAUGUGUUUCUCCUUGUUCUAUAGAUUAAAAAAACCACAUCAUAUGGUCAUCUUUCUUAUGCUAAGCAUAUGUUAUUCUAAUAACGCUGCAAUGAAAAAAAAUGGAACAGUAUCUUCAUAUUGUUAGUAUACUGAGAAUUAUUGCAGAAAUGAGAUCACUUUGUUAAGAUCUGUUUCCCCUUUUUCUCAGUGAUAGCAAGUACAUUUAUUUUUCCCUUUUUGAUCCUUGCUUGUUCAAUUGGAUAAUUGCUUGUCAACUUUGAUCGUGCAAGGCUGAGAAGGAUAACUUGGAUAACCUAUGUUUUUGCACAGGGACAUCAAGGCUUUUCGUGUUGUCUUCUGCAUUAGUUUUGAUGAAGUUGUGCGUCUUUAAGUCUACUUUUCUUUUGAUUUCAUGCACAGUGAAAAGCGGGGAACACUGCAUUGACUUCUUGACUAAUUAGAUUUCUACUGAAUCUGGUAUGUGUUAGUGGAGCUGUCAUACUCAACUGUAGCAAAAAUGGAGUUGCCUGUAGGAUAUUGGACAAAGAUGGCCUUCCUUGUAGGCAUAGAUACCUAUUUUUAGCAUUUUCACAAAAGUGACCUCAUGCAGCCUUAAUUACACCAAAAUGUACGUUACUUCAUAAUUCAUAUCAACUUAAUUCAUUGGUCAUUGCCAUGUUGUAUUGGAGACUUGAAAUACCUACGAUUUACCUGGUUCUUAGAAAUUUCUGACUCAGAUUUUCUGUCUCUUGGAAUAUAUUUAGCUAUGCUGUGCUCCAUCCAUCUGCAGGGCAGCUUUCCAUGAAUUUAGGUCUAUACUGAUUAGAGCACAGAGACUAGAUGAAUACCCAUUAUAGAUUCCUGCUCUAUCUACUUACUUUGAUACAUGAAUACCCGAUCCACUAAGCACCCAUAUUCUAUCUCACUUGGACUAGGCAUAUCAAAAGUUCCCCUUGAUCUCUUAAGAUGGACUUGUUUUAGACAAAUGAAGCAUCGCUUUGCAAUGCUUAGUUCUCACAUGUAAAACAAAAAACCUUUGAUGGCUAACACCUUUUUUGAUGUCCCAAAAAAAAACAAAGCAGAUAAGAAAAAUGCCUUUCUCUAUAAAGAUCUCUUUCCUGAAAAGGACCAGUCUAGGGACUCCCCAAAUACCAAGGUCAAUGAUAUUCGUCUAUUCAAUGAAAUAUGCCUUCAGCAAUAGACAAAUCCGAUUACAACACCACAUAUCUGUCAUAGCUUUCAACUUGUAUAUUUCCACAUGCAAGCUGUCCACAUUCAUGUUGAGUUCUGAUAACUUUUUUGCCAUGAAAAUUGUUUCCCUUAGCAAAUUUCCAAAAGAGAAAUACAUUCCAGUGAAGGAUAAUGCCAAUGGAAAAAUUACAGUGUAAAGUGUAAAAGUGAACAAGACAAGCACAA